UUGAGAUAUAAAGGUCGCAAAACUUAGACACCUUUCAGUGUUCGUUUAUCGUUAGCAAAUAAAGGUCAUCUAAUAAUCAUGAAAGUGAUAGUAGCUCUAUGCCUGCUGGUGAGCGCUGCGCUUGCAGCCCCUCCUCCAGUAUACAGAGCUACAGAUAGCCAAAACGCUGACAUUUUGCGAUUUGAAAACGACAACGAUGGCACCGGCUCCUACAAAUACGCAUACGAACAGACCGACGGCACGAAACAGGAACAACAGGGUGAAUUAGUCAACGUUGGACUCGAAAACGAACACUUGGUGGUCAAGGGUAGGUUUACUUUCAUCGGAGACGAUGGUAUCACCUACGUUGUAACCUACAUCGCUGAUGAAAACGGAUACCAGCCCGAAAUCGAACAAGGACCAGGCGGUGCCGUCCCUGACGCCGUUGUCGCUUCUCUCCUUGGUUAAAUAACUUAAAGACUUAUUAAAUUGUUAUUAAAAUUUUAAAUUAAGAA
Molecule: messenger RNA, 494 nt
Organism: Papilio polytes (common Mormon)
Lineage: Eukaryota; Metazoa; Arthropoda; Insecta; Lepidoptera; Papilionidae
Product: endocuticle structural glycoprotein ABD-5-like
Exons: 3
Coding region: 79-447 (122 amino acids)
Cellular component (GO): chitin-based extracellular matrix
Molecular function (GO): structural constituent of chitin-based larval cuticle
Source: RefSeq, a predicted model, not a curated record